CAUGGAAAUGGCUCCUGUGGAGGACGUGCUCCUGCCCACCAACCUCACCUCCAGCAACCAGAGCAGCUGCAAUGUGCACAACCACCACUUCUCAACCAAAGUCACCUUCUCCCUUUUCUACACCAUCCUUCUGGUGUUUGGUGCCUGUGGGAAUGUCCUGGCCCUCUAUAUCACUUUCCAGCGCAGGAAGAAGAAACUCAACUCCACCAACCUCUACCUGGUGAACCUGGCACUCUCCGAUGCCCUCUUCACCCUGGCGCUGCCGGGCAGGAUCGCCUACUACAUCCUGGAGUCUGACUGGCCCUUUGGGGACUGGUUCUGCCGGAUCACAGCUUUCCUUUUCUAUAUGAACACCUACGUGAGCAUCUACUUCAUGACCUGCGUGAGCGUGGACCGCUACGUGGCCGUGGUGCGCACCCGGCACCCCGGCAGGAUUCGGAAGAUGAGCCGGGCCAGGGCCAUCUGCGUCCUCAUCUGGUCCUUGGUGUUCCUGCAGACGGCUCCGCUGCUCCUGCGGCCCAUGACGCGCAGGAUGGGAGACAAACUGACCUGCAUGGAGUACUUCAACUUUGAGGAGAUUCCCAAUCUGCCCUACCUGCUCCUGGUGGCCUGCAUGCUUGGCUUCUUCCUGCCUGUGGGAAUCAUCUUGGUGUGCUAUGUGAGGAUCAACCUUAAGCUCUGCCAGACGGCCAAGGAGAACCCGCUGACAGUGAAGAACGGGCACCACCACCGGGCCUUCACUGUCAUCCUGGUGGUUCUGCUGGCUGUCCUGCUCUGCUUCAGCCCCUACCACCUCAACAUUGUCCAGUUCAUGGUCAGGAAGAUCCUCUACCAGCCAUCCUGCCGUGAGCAGCAAGCCUUCAAGAUGUCCCUGCAAAUCACGGUGGCGUUCAUGAAUCUCAACUGCUGCAUCGACCCCAUCAUCUAUUCCUUCGCCUUCCGGGGAUACAAGAGGAGGCUGCUCCGCAUCUUCAGGAACAGCGGCUCCCUGGCCACCUCCUCCACUGCCAAGACCCCCUCGGAGAGCAACAGCAACAGCCAGCAGCCUGGCUCCAGCUCUGUCUAGUAGCACCAGCCCCUCCCUUUGCCCUGGCCUGUG
Messenger RNA from Agelaius phoeniceus (red-winged blackbird), 1099 nucleotides. NCBI's taxonomy places the organism in Eukaryota, Metazoa, Chordata, Aves, Passeriformes, Icteridae. The record is from RefSeq and is a predicted model, not a curated record.